This is a messenger RNA of Thermochaetoides thermophila DSM 1495, 1689 nucleotides long. RefSeq lists its product as uncharacterized. The record is from RefSeq and is a predicted model, not a curated record. Bases 1 to 1689 code for a protein of 562 amino acids. Gene Ontology annotation, molecular function: ATP binding; ATP hydrolysis activity; ATP-dependent protein folding chaperone. Gene Ontology annotation, biological process: protein folding. Lineage: Eukaryota; Fungi; Ascomycota; Sordariomycetes; Sordariales; Chaetomiaceae. The transcript is spliced from 4 exons. Gene Ontology annotation, cellular component: chaperonin-containing T-complex.
AUGCAGGCCCCUGUCUUGGUAAUGAGUACAGCUCCCCGCAUCACCAACUCCUUGCCUCUUCCCGAUGGGAUAUCCGUUGCUGACGGCUCAACAGACACCCAGAGCGGUGACCGGACGACCGGUCGCCGCGCCCAGAUCUCCAAUAUUGCUGCCGCGAAGACCGUCGCCGACAUCAUCCGGUCAUGCCUCGGCCCCAAGGCCAUGCUCAAGAUGCUGCUCGAUCCCAUGGGCGGCAUCGUGCUGACCAACGAUGGGCAUGCUAUCCUCCGCGAGAUCGAGGUAUCGCACCCCGCGGCCAAGAGCAUGAUUGAGCUGAGCCGGACCCAGGACGAGGAGGUUGGCGAUGGGACUACGACGGUUAUCAUUCUGGCCGGCGAGAUCCUCGCACAGGCCCUGCCCCAGCUCGAGCGCAACAUCCAUCCCGUCAACAUCAUCGCUGCCUUUAAGCGCGCCCUCAAGGACGCCCUGCAGAUCAUCGAGGAGAUCUCCAUGCCCAUCGACGUCAACGACGACAAGGCCAUGUACAAGCUGAUCAACGCGUCCAUCGGCACCAAGUUCGUCUCGCGCUGGUCCGACCUGAUGUGCAGCCUGGCGUUGAAAGCCGUGCGCACCGUGACCUGGGAGGCGAACGGCAAGCGCGAGGUGGACAUCAAACGGUACGCGCGCGUCGAGAAGGUGCCGGGCGGUGAGAUCGAGGACAGCCGCGUGCUGGACGGCGUCAUGCUCAACAAGGACAUCACGCACCCCAAGAUGCGGCGGCGCAUCGAGAACCCGCGCAUCGUGCUGCUCGACUGCCCGCUCGAGUACAAGAAAGGCGAGUCGCAGACCAACAUCGAGAUCACCAAGGAGGACGACUGGAACCGCAUCCUACAGAUCGAGGAGGAGCAGGUCAAGGCCAUGUGCGACGCCAUCCUGGCCGUCAAGCCCGACCUCGUCAUCACCGAGAAGGGCGUCUCCGACCUCGCUCAGCACUACCUGAUGAAGGCCAACGUCACCGCCUUGCGCCGCGUUCGCAAGACCGACAACAACCGCAUCGCCCGCGCCGUCGGCGCCACCAUCGUCAACCGCGUCGAGGACCUGCAGGAGUCCGACGUCGGCACCGGCUGCGGCCUUUUCGAGAUCGAGAAGAUCGGCGACGAGUACUUCACCUUCUUGACCCAAUGCAAGAACCCCAAGGCCUGCACCAUCCUGCUGCGAGGCCCGUCUAAGGACGUGCUCAACGAGAUCGAGCGCAACCUGCAGGACGCCAUGGGCGUCGCGCGCAACGUCAUGUUCCACCCACGCCUGUCGCCCGGCGGCGGCGCGACCGAGAUGGCCGUGUCGGUGCGCCUGGCGCAGAUGGCGCGGCAGAUUGAGGGCGUGCAGCAGUGGCCUUAUAAGGCGGUUGCCGAGGCGCUGGAGGUCAUCCCUAGGACGCUGGUGCAGAAUGCGGGUAAGAGCCCCGUCAGGGUGCUGACGGAGCUCAGGGCCAAGCAUGCCGAGGGGAAGCAUUCGUUUGGCGUGAAUGGGGAUACGGGUGCUGUUGUCGAUAUGAAGGAGUAUGGGGUUUGGGAGCCGGAGGCGAUUAAGGUGCAAAGUAUGAAGACUGCUAUUGAGGCCGCGUGUCUCUUGCUCAGGGUAGACGAUAUCUGCAGCGCCAGAAAGGCGCAGCCCGGCGUGGGGACCGGUGGUGCUGCGCAGGAUGAUUAG